Octopus bimaculoides (California two-spot octopus) is the source of this 1420-nucleotide messenger RNA. RefSeq lists its product as uncharacterized. The record is from RefSeq and is a predicted model, not a curated record. Lineage: Eukaryota; Metazoa; Mollusca; Cephalopoda; Octopoda; Octopodidae.
ACACCAUCAUUUCGAAACGAUAUCAAUAAUUAAAGUGGUCUGCUCUUCACAUAAACAAACAUACAACUCCACGUCGUCGUCGCCGACGACGACUAUCACCGCCAACACUGGCACCAACACCAUCAUCAUCAUCAUCACCAUCACCACCAACAACAACAGCAGCAGCAGCUCUGCAACACAUCAGUCCAACACCGUAUCACAGUAGGGCAACUCAAGGACGCCAUAUUGCAGCUGUUGUAAACAAUAUUCACCAUAGCAACCUUCCAUAGCAACUGGCUGCACAAACUACCGAGGAAACUGCCACUGUGUCCACCAUUUCUAUAUGACGUCGUGUCUUAUUAAUUGCCCAGCAAAACAUGAACUCAGGAAGUAUCAUACACGUAGUGAACCUCAAAGAAAACACACAUCCAAACAUUGCAGUGAGUUACCCAGCUUACACAAAAUGCAGGAAGCCAAGAAUUGGAGGCCCACAGUACACAUUCAGCAUCACUACAAAAACACCAAUCACCAACAACAACAACAAUAAAAACAACAGCAAGAAAAUCAACUGCAACAGAAACAACAAUGCCCCCUUCAGGAACACCAGUAGUACUAAUGCCAACAGCAGGAGUUCAACUGGUGCCGUUCCCACUUUCCAAAACAGAAAAGCUGCAGGCUUUAACACUGACAACAUCAAAUACAUUACCACAACACGCAUGCACACACUGUAUGGUCCAGUUGAUUGGCGAGAAUGCACUAGCGACAAUGCUUGUACAUGCCCACUGGGGCGUAGUAGCAGACGGAGCAGUCAGUAUCGUUCACCUCAGAAAAAGGAAACGUAUGUCCUGAAUGCAGAAUGCCAGCGCCCUACCCAAGUGCCGCAGCCCUCGUCCUUGGGCAACUUAACAUUGGAGGAUUUCUUAAGCCAGAGCCCUCUCCAACAGAAGUUCAGCUAUAAGUUAAGGAGCAACAAAAGACUGUAGGGAGCACCUGGGGAGAGGGAUUAUAUAACAGGACAGAGACAGAAGAGGAGGAAAGUAGGAAGACAUUUUUUUAAUGGGUUUUCAUGGCCCUCACCGCAGAAACCAGCCACAGUAGGGAGAUGUGGGGAAACCAGUUACAUUAUGGAGAUAUUGCAACUGUUAUCCUGUUCCUGCCCCCUCACCUUUUCAUUGAUCCACCAGAUAUCAACCGAAAUAAAGGGGCCUCUAUUAUAUGAUUACUUAACAUGCCAGAAACAGCAGCCUGGUAUCGCCUCCAAAUGAGGGACAUGGUGCAAUGGGUGGAUGGUUUGGCUUCAUAAUGAUUAUGCAAGUAAUGAUAGUGUUGAUGUGGAUGAUGAUGAUGGUAAUGAUAAUGAUGAUGAGGAGAAGGAGGAUGUUAGUGAUGAUGAUGAUAACGAUAAUGAUAGUGAUUAUUAAACUAAUUUGUAUCCACGGAA